GUGAAUGUUAGCUCACUGUAAACAACUUCGGGAGGAAUAAUAUUCUUGAUUUCAAGAGGACUGAAAUACUGAAAUGUGACUUCAUAGCAGUGGUGGCAGACGCGUCUCGGGGCUGGGGAGUGAGACAACCAGUCACAGUAGACACACAGUAAAGCAAUAUAUUCUUCACCAUUCAACCUGUCAAUCAGGAUUAAUGGUCUUUAGCACUGCGGAGACGCGUAGUCAGAGCGCUAUAAAGUAAGCUAUCGGAGUCAGAGGCGGUAACGUCGAAGGAUAGGAACACAACACACUUGUUGUGUAGACGAUUCAGUAGCGCUUGCCUUCGGAGACACUCGCGCCUUCUUUAGGCUACUUGAAAAGUAACAGCGGACUACCGGUGUAAUGAGGUCAUUAGUCAAAAAUAAUAGUUUUGUCAAUAACCUGAAUAAUCGAUAAACAUGCCAGAGCUCCGCAUAUUGACGCAUUUCUGAGCUUGGGACAUAAUAGCCUAAAUGUUAUGAUACAUUGACUUCAAGUGCUGCAGUAGGCUAGUUUGAUAUUGGUUUUAACCAGAUAAUUACCUAAGAACCUAAUCUUGAACUCUGCUCUGCCAAGGACAUCACGAUUGGAGGAUAUCGAACUUGUGUUUGUGUUCGAAAAAUUCAGAGAAUUUAGGUUACUGUACAAUAAGUAACAUGGAUUUGAAGUGUUUGAGCUGUAUGGUGCUUUUCCCCGUCCACAUUGUCUACUACAUAUUGAAAGCAAGUGUGUACUUACUGCUACCAAGUAGACGAAAAACUCUGAUCAAGGAGGUGGUGCUGAUCACAGGCGGGGGACGAGGUAUCGGUCGUCACCUGGCUCAGGAGUUUGCCAAGCAGGGCGCUAAAAAGGUAAAUAAAACACAUGCAUGCGUUUAGUUUCUGCACUUUAUUGAUUGUAUUAUGCAACUUGUUGCGCAUCAAACGUGAUUGGGUUCACUUAGCCUUGAGCAAUAUGAGCACUCCUAAAAUAGCCUAUAGCCCCCAGACCUGUGCAUGUUUUCAUAUCUUUUGAAUUAGUACACUCAUUAAUUAGGCUACAUGGUUAUAACGAUGAAUAAGUUGAUACCCUUUACCAACCUGUAGCCUACGUCUGAUCACCUUCUGUGCAAUACCUCGUUUUUUUAUGCACACUUCUUGACAUAACUAUUAUUUUUAGUGAUGUACUACCAUCCUCCCAUAUCUUCCUUAACCAAAAGCUCCAUAGGUUUGCAGCAGGUAGCCUACAUUGUGAGGGCAAAUACAUUAGUUUGUCCACUUGUUCUUCCAAUCUAUUGUUUCCUCUGUAAUAUGAAUGCAUGGGUCAUGACUUUAGGAGUAGAUGGGCCAAUCAGAUUGCAGGACAGGGCCCUCAAUUUUGGUUAAACUUGCACAACAGAGUAGUUCAACCAGAGGGCAUGUCUGCAGAAAUCAAAGGUCUCCCUCUGACCGUUUGACCGCUGACGUAUUAUAGUGAAGCAUGGAAUGAUUUAUGUUCAGCCAAAGCUCAGAAAGAGGAGUUAUGGCUAAAAACUGAUAUUGGAUGAGAUCAGGCAUCAUUAAUGUCCAGAAUAAAGUUGUAUUGUUGAUGACUGCCAGCAGGACUGACCUUGAUCAAGUCAUAACAUAUCACUCCUAUGGAAUUGGGAUGAAUGUGUUUUUUCCCCUACUUUUUAAACUUUCUGAAGAAACAUGUUUAAAAGCUAAUCACACAGAAGAAAUGUUGUAGUCCUACUGGGACUAGCAGAUGAACACUAACUGUGCCAAGUGCCUACACAAGACAUCACAUUGUCAUAAUAAAACACUGAUUCAGAUGUGUUCUUCAAGCAAACUGGCAAGGCAGAAACUACCGCAGGUUAGCGUUUUUCAUAAUGAAUCUUGUUCUGGAGGCAGCUCUGCAGAGUGGUCACUAGCUAGCACAGCCACAAAGUCAUAAAAUCUGAUUUUAAACAUAACCCUAACCUUAACCACACUGCUAACCAUAAUGCCUAACCCUAACCUUAAUUUAAGACCAAAAACACAUUAUUGUUUUCAUGAAGUUUUUACGAUAUAGCCAAUUUUGACUUAGCAGCUGGCCUAUCUAAGGGGAAAUCGCACCGUUCUGCCUCCAGGACAAGACUCAUGACAAUAAACGUCAACCUGCUACCUUACACUGAGUUUAUUAUUGAGGUGAAAUUAAGCCCACAGAGGAAGAUGGCAUGUUUCAGCUGCCUAACCCAUCCAAAACAUGCACCUGUCAGCCAAGGCUCUUAUAAAUAGCCCUCCUCCUUAACAAGGAACAGUCACUUUGGCUUGAAAUGCCCCAGUUACUACAUUGAUAGUCCCUGACACUACUGGUCAGACUACCCACUAUUCCAAUUACAAUCCAAACAUUACACAGCUGAGUGCAUGGUGAACCACCAUAGUGUUCUGUUAGCUCUGAUGUGUAAUGGACAGAGUCUCAGACACACAGAUGGAGACAUAAUCAUUUCACAAUGAUUCCAUAUGAAUACCAUCCCCCCCCCACACCUAUUAUUUUUUCUUCUUUUUUUACAAAUGAUUAAAAAGCUAGUUGUAUUUUCGCCCAUGCAACUUAGACAAAGAAUUAGAGCUUUAUGAAUUGUCAUAUGGAGGACCACGUUGCAGUUGUUGCUUUUCUUUACAUUAUGUGGCCGAGCUAAAAAAACAAACAUUUGAAGUUGAAGUGCAAUGGCCUUGCUCUUCAUCCUUCCAUCAACAUCUCCUCAGGGAACAACCGACAAAAAAACCUGUGGCUUUUGAAGCUAUAAUUUGCAGCUGCACAACAAAGGAAGGCACCAUUCUUGUCAGCACCCAUUGUUGGGUAUUAUCAAGGUGUGAAGGCUUUGAAAACAACACCUGCGCUAAUGUGCCUCACAAUCACUCCCUGCCUAAGAGAUGCUAAAAAGAAGUAGGACAUUCAUCACAAAUAACCUCUAGGAAAGACUUUACCCCAGUUUGAGGUCCAUUGUGAUUGGCAGACGGAAUUUCUCUAUUCUCUCUACUAGCUUUGGUGCUUUCACGGUAGGGAGUGCACUAGCCACAGCAUUGAUGAAAGAAUGAUGUGAGGUGAAAAGGAGAGACUGGUGAGAGGGGGAUAGAGGGAGUUGAGAGGGGGAGUGAGGCCUUGUGUGUGUCAUCAAAAGAGCCAUUACAGAGUGAAGCACUAAAACAAUAAACCACAGCAACUUUACAAAAGCUCAGCAACCAAGUUCAGAGAACAGAGACAGAGAGAGGGGGCCUCUAGGACAACCACAAUAAAUGUUUCAGAGGUUGAAGCAACAUAUUCACAUAUGCUCUCAAUGUACCCUAUGCAAUUCAAAUAUAUUCUACUGGCAUCCCAAACAAGAAAUCCAAAAUCCCCUUGGUAAAGAAUGUCAGCAUGUAGAAUUUAAUAAGGUAGUUAGGGGGGCAUUUAGGUUUUGCGACUCAAUUUGUGGAUCAUAAUAUUGUGAACAUGUGGAAGAAGAAAGUACAAUUGAAAAUACUAAGAGAUAUUGGCAUCUUUCUUAGCCCUGGCUACUCAUUAGGAGAACUGGGAACAUAUGCCUCUACCCAGGUUGAUAGUGGCUUUAUACAUUGUCAAGCCCUAUAUAGUGUGUGUGUGUGUGUGUGUGUGUGUGUGUGUGUGUGUGUGUGUGUGUGUGUGUGUGUGUGUGUGUGUGUGUGUGUGUGUGUGUGUGUGUGUGUGUGUGUGUGUGUGUGUGUGUGUGUGUGUGUGUGUGUGUGUGUGUGUUGGAGGCGGGAAGCACACUGCUCCCAGCUGGGUAUUGCCCUGCAACUGACCCUGCUGUCUCCGCACUAAUUAGACAGCGGCAGGGCAGGCGACUGCCUCCUGAACUCCCCGUUCCCCCUCCCCAUGCCCCCUCCCUGUUAGCCCCUAUCCCCUACAACUGGUGUGAAGAAGAGGGUUCAUGCCCAUCCUUGAACCCAUGUUUUUCCUUGUGAAAUGUUAUUGCGUUCUGGUGUAGGGAUGUGGAUGAGGCCCACCACAUCGCCAGUUCAUCAAUCAUAUCAUCAUUGCACCCUGACACACCAGCACUUGGUGCUGGGCAAGACUUACUGUCUUUGAAUAAAUCAUGUCCUUGAAUAGACCAUCAGUUUUACACAAUUGGUGAAUGUUGUUUAAUCUUGUCAGAUAUGGCACUUCAGACAGAGUAAUCACUGGUUUAUCAGUGAUACUUAGUCACUCGAUGUGAGGAAAUUUAGAAUGAGUUUUCCACAACACUUAGGCAUUCUAAGCUGAUGGCUCUAGAUUUGGCCAGCCAUUGUUUAUCCUGAAGCCCCAGUGUGUUGGGACUGGCAGAUAAGCAUAAUGAAUUAAAUAACAGGAGAGCACAGUGUGAGUGGUGAUUUUUAAUGAGAAAUGUCAGGUUUGUUUGUUAGGAUGAAAUCCUAUUAAAGGCUUUCAGUAAUUUACCUAGACCCAUCCGUUCACCUCUGCUGAUUACUCAAAUGGGCUGGCAAACGAAGCAAACAAAAAAGCAAUCUAAAGAAACUCCAACAAAGACCCAUCCAGUGGAAGCGAAACAUUAUUUACUCUUGGAACUGAUACAAAACUGCAUAUCAUGCAGAUUGUGACCCUCCUGUAGGAACUAGCUUCAUUAAAACAUUGGUGGGAUAUGAAUACACUGUCACAGGCAGCUGAUCAGAUUGCCCUAGAUGUAGUGUUGCAGUAAAACAAGAUAGAUAGCGGCAAAACCUUCGGCAAGCUAGCUAUGCAUGUUUGAGAUGUUGAGAUAUAUUAUCCUCCUAUUCAUUCCUAAAGACAUGAGUGGUUAUAGCCUGGCUGUCUCUGUACUAUUCUCCAUCAGGACAAGGAUGUCACUGUGAACUCUACUUGUGUUUUAAGUUAUCUUUCUUGUCUACAUGUAGAAUUAAGAUUUUUGUAUUCACACAAUAUUGAUAUCAUACUGUAAGUGUGGAUGAAAGACAGACACACACACACACACAGGAUCACUUUCCAGAGAACUUUCUGCAAAAAUAUUAACCUUGGUCACGGGCGACCAGCCAAGCCCUACACUGGCCCCAUCAGCACUUCACACACUAACUGUUUUCAGACUCCCUGACCAGAAAUGACUGGGGUCAUCUGCCCAACAGGCCGUGUAAUCUCUUUGAGAAUGUGUGUUUGAGAGAUGAGGAGGGCUCACCCCCUGAUUUCAUUACCUUUCCCUGACCCCAAAGACUGACAGAUCUAAUUGCCCAAUCGCUGCCCCCCACCUCCUUCCUAGCCCAUGUUCCCUGCUCAAAUGACUGAGCUUCAUUUACCCUCUCCAGGCUGAUGAAGAGACGCUUCAUUCACACUGCAACCCCACCCCUUUAAUCUUGCUCUGAAACUAUUUGUUGCUUCUAAAAAUGGCCUCUCUGUUCUCUGAAUGAAAGGAACAUUUCAACCAAAUUAUCUCAUCUCAUCCUAGGGCCAAAUGCUGCAAACAUGAAAUGUCUGUACACUUGUUGAGAGCAUGUGUCAUUGGCAUAGUUGUUUGUCUUUGGCUACACAUUAAACUUAUUUUAGCUAUGUCUUUCUCAGGAUUUUAAGGACAAAAAAUGCACAGAUCGCGGAUUGCGGAUUCAUGCAGCUGAGCUACUUGCUCAUAUUUUAUUCAGAGCAUAUUACAGUAUUAUGCAACUGUAAUGUCAGUUAUUUUAUAACCCUAUUUUAUAACCCUUGGCUAAUAUUUACCCUCAACAGGUGAUCCUGUGGGGCCGCACAGAGAAGUGUCUGAAAGAGACAUGUGAAGAGAUCUCCCAAUUAGGAACAGACUGCCACUACUUCCUGUGUGACGUGGCCAAUCGGGAGGAGGUUUACAAGCAGGCCAAGGUGGUCAGGGAAAAGGUAUGCAAUUUAGAUCUAUUGUAAAUCCAAUUAGAAAUUUUUAUCCACACAAAUAAAAAAUAUUGUUUGGAGCCAGUGAAAUGCUCACGGGUCAAGGUUUCUCUCACUGCUGUUACUCCUCUCUACAGAACAGGCAGGGAUUCAUCGUUUCUUAAUUCCUCUCCCCCAUCUGACAUAUAGAUUACACCUCAAUUAAAAUGUCAGGAUAAGAUAAGCGUGUUGAAUAUAACUGCCAGCUCUACCACAUAAAUUCACAUGAAAAGAAAGUAGGUACAAAUAAAAAGUGGAUAAAUCCUCUUAAUAAAAAAUGUCAGUCGUGUUUCUGACGUUUGUUUUGUUAUUAUUUUGCCAGGUGGGAGAUGUUACGAUCCUGGUGAAUAACGCUGCAGUGGUCCAUGGGAAAAGUCUGAUGGACAGCGACGAUGACUCUCUUUUGAAAUCUCAACAUAUCAACACAAUGGGGCAGUUCUGGGUAAGUGUUGUUGAGGUUUAGGAAGAGAAGUGUGGGCUUCCUUACAUUUAGAUCAAUCUUAUCAUUCUCCAAAAAUGCUUUUAUUGGCCAAUGCCCCUGCAUGUUGACAAAGGUGUCAAGUGGGCGCCCAGCAGGCAUGGCAGUCUCAGCUUUAUUUACAGGAAUGUUGGGGUAUUUCCAAAUUAUAGGCUUACUGCUUCAGCCCCUAGGUAGAACAUCAGAGGGCCUCUGAAACCUAUGGCACUCUCUGUUUGAAUAGAGAUCAAACUUUCAGGUUGCAGAAAUGCAAUCAUCAAACUCAAUCUGUGGCUCCACUCGGGCCUGCUUCCCCUGUGUGUCUCUAUUUCAUGUGUAUAACGGUACAAUUUCCCCCCUCCCCCUCCUUUCUUCUCCCUCAUCCAGACUACAAAGGCCUUCCUGCCACGGAUGCUGGAGCUCCAGCACGGCCACGUGGUCUGUAUAAACUCCAUCCUGUCCCAGUCGCCCAUCCCUGGGGCCAUCGACUACUGCACCUCCAAGGCCUCCUCCCUGGCCUUCAUGGAGAGCCUGACUCUGGGCCUGCUGGACUGUCCCGGGGUGGGCUGCACCACCGUGCUCCCCUUCCACACCAACACUGAGAUGUUCCAGGGCAUGAGAGUCAGGUGAGCAAGCCUACAACAUGGUUCUUCACACCCUAGUUUAGAUUACACCACCACUACUGCCAUGCACCGUUUUCUUCAUGCAUGUAUUGUAGUUACUGUAUACCUAAUCUCUCUGGGUUUUCUGUUCCUGUAGGUUUCCAGCGCUCUUCCCUCCCCUCAAGCCAGAAACAGUUGCUGAAAGGACUGUGGACGCAGUCAGGACUAACACAGCCUACGUUUACAUGCCCUGGACCAUGCAUGCUCUCGUUGUCCUCAAAAGGUAAUGCCUCAUAUCAUUUUGGCCAAUUUAAAGUACAUACAUGUUUUUCACUCAUAUGUAACCUCCUAUCUCUGUACUUUCUCCACACCCUAGCUUCAUGCCACAAGCUGCACUUGAAGAGAUCCACAAGUUUUCUGGAAGCUAUACCUGCAUGAAUACAUUCAAGGGGAGGACAUAAAAACAAAUGAUCCUGAAUGUCAAUACAUAUCAGAGGAACCUCAUUAAAUCCGGAGGAUGUUGAAGGGAAGUAUCCAUGGGCUACAGGACAUUGGGAAACAAUGGAAGCCUUUUGAAAGUAUGCAGGAAAGUGUCUUGAGGACUUUAGCAUAAAGUAUAUUGUUGCUCCGGCGGGGUAGAUUUCACUUACACGCUGCUGGAACUUAUCCUGGUCUCGUUCUUGAUCUCCUGUGUGUAGUUGGACGGACUAAAUACCAUUCACACAUUGAGCAGAAGCCAUGCAAAACUAUUCUGGAUCAACAGCUGUUUUUUUUGCAAGUCUGUUUUGUGUUAUCCUUUUUUUUCUACCAAUCAUGUGUCUGAAUGGAAUCAAAUUAAUAAAUUGAUGUUACAGACAACCAAGGUGUCUCUUUGUGCACGUAGACUGGCAAAUGUCUAGUGAGUGGUCAACACAGCAG
Molecule: messenger RNA, 7836 nt
Organism: Coregonus sp. 'balchen'
Lineage: Eukaryota; Metazoa; Chordata; Actinopteri; Salmoniformes; Salmonidae
Source: the annotation of a GenBank genome assembly